Huiozyma naganishii CBS 8797 is the source of this 990-nucleotide messenger RNA. It is a transcript of the gene BUB3, whose product is annotated as Bub3p. The record is from RefSeq and is a predicted model, not a curated record. Gene Ontology annotation, cellular component: kinetochore; bub1-bub3 complex; mitotic checkpoint complex. Bases 1 to 990 code for a protein of 329 amino acids. Gene Ontology annotation, molecular function: ubiquitin binding. The transcript has a single exon. NCBI's taxonomy places the organism in Eukaryota, Fungi, Ascomycota, Saccharomycetes, Saccharomycetales, Saccharomycetaceae. Gene Ontology annotation, biological process: mitotic spindle assembly checkpoint signaling.
AUGAACAAUACAGAACCUUUACGGCUUCUCGAUGUUUCACAUGAUUAUAUAAGCGAUAUAUGCUUUGACACUGAGCAAUCUCUUAUAGCGGUUACUGCAUGGGACGGUUCGUUAUCGAUAUAUGAAUACGGCAAUGAAACCGAACCAGUCAGAUUACUUCAAAGGAUCCGCCAUCAAUAUCCAUUAUUGAGCUGUUGCAUAAUACACAUAAAUAAUACUACUCAGUUUUUCGUCGGAACUGUCCAGGGAGAGGUACUGAGGGCUCUAUGCGAAGAAGAUCGGUUUGUCUCAAUUGAAGAGAAUCCCGCCCAACUCGGUAUCAUACGAAUGCUGCCAUGGAGAUCAAAUUGUAUUAUAGCGGGGUCAUGGGAUGGAACCAUACUAGUGCUUGAGUGUAGUGAAUUUUCUGCCACUAUUACGGCAAAGAAGAAACUAGAGGGCAAAAUCCUUUCAAUGGAUUGUAACAGCAAUUACUUGAUACUGGUUCUAACAGGUAACAAAAUUGAAUGGUGUGAUUUGCCCUUGAAUAGAGAUGGUAUGGGACUAUUAAAACGGGUAGAUUCACCGUUAAAGUACCAAGUAAGAGAUAUAAAGUUGACUCCAAACAGUGAUGGAUACGUUGUAAGCUCUAUUGAUGGAAGGGUUGCUGUUGAGUAUUUUGAAGAUUCUGCCAAACAAUUUGCCUUCAGAUGCCAUCGCAUGAACUUGACUGAUGUCCAAUUUGUGUUCCCCGUAGACACCUUAGGGUUUGAACCCAAUUCUGACAUCCUUUACACGGGCGGCUCAGAUGGCUGCAUUUCAGGAUGGAACCUCACUACAAAAAGGAAGAUAAAACAGUUUGCUAAAUUUGACGAAAACAGCGUAGUCAAAAUAGCUGUUAAUGAAGGGUACAUAUGUGUAGCCACAUCAGAUGACUCUUUCAAGACCAACCCAACAUUCUCUCAAGACGUUGAUUUGCAGCCGAGCAGUUUGUAUCUGAUAAAACUGUAA